This is a messenger RNA of Talaromyces atroroseus, 1671 nucleotides long. RefSeq lists its product as hypothetical. The transcript is spliced from 6 exons. Gene Ontology annotation, biological process: transmembrane transport. Lineage: Eukaryota; Fungi; Ascomycota; Eurotiomycetes; Eurotiales; Trichocomaceae. Gene Ontology annotation, molecular function: transmembrane transporter activity. The record is from RefSeq and is a predicted model, not a curated record. Bases 1 to 1671 code for a protein of 556 amino acids.
AUGUCUGGCUCUGUGUUAUAUUAUUUCGUUGCUAACCCGCUUAUACGCCUGAGUGAUGGCGACACUUUCCUCAACAAGAAGCUCGGAAGCUGCUCGUUCUGGCGAUAUAGUCGACGCACCUGCAGACGCUCCGGAACGCCAACAGAGAAGAGCGAGACGACGAAUGUAGCAGGCAGUAGUACGAUCUCCGAAGACGACCAUGAACGUAACACGAAAGACGUGGAAAAAGCCCAAAUUGUCGAGGCGACCAGCGAUUCAGCAAAUGUAGAAGAGCAGGACCCGAAUAUAGUGUGGUGGGAUAGCGAGGACGACCCGGCCAACCCCAUGAAUUGGUCUCUUCUCAAGAAAUGGACGAAUAUUGGCCUUAUUUCUGCUAUUACUUUCAUCGUACCUCUUGCUUCGUCCAUGUUCGCGCCCGGCGUGACCCUAGUUUCCACUGAAUUCAACGAAACGAAUGAGCUUCUCCAAGGGCUGGUCGUCUCAAUAUAUGUGCUCGGCCUUGCAAUGGGGCCUUUGUUGCAGGCCCCGCUGUGUGAGGUCUAUGGACGGUGGAUUGUCUAUGUAUCCUGCAAUGUCCUUUAUGUUAUCUUCACCAUCGCGUGCGCCGUGUCGACCAAUAUGUCGAUGCUAAUUGUCUUUCGUUUUUUGGCUGGGUGUGCAGGUGCCGCUCCCAUGGCUAUUGGCGGUGGCACGAUUGCAGAUAUGUUUCCACCUAGUCAACGGGGACACGCUCUCUCCAUGUAUACGUUAGGCCCAGUAGCUGGUCCCGCCAUCGGGCCCAUCGCCGGCGGGUUUUUGGCGGAGACCGAGGGCUGGAGGUGGAUAUUUUGGGUUUUGACCAUCGCAAGUGGUGCUAUCGCCGUUGCGAUUGUACUUUUCUCUCGCGAGACUCAUGCACCCACGCUUCUCAAUCGCAAAGUAAAGAAAUUGCAGAAGGAAACCGGUAACAUGAUGCUACGGUCAAAAUUAGACACCGGGAUUCCAAGCUCCGAAAUCCUCAAGCGAGCAAUCGUGCGCCCGACCAAAUUAUUGCUGCUCUCGCCGAUCUGCGUUCUGCUAUCUGUCGCGACUGCCGUGGUUUACGGAAACCUGUAUCUGAUGCUGACCACCUUUCCCAUGGUUUUUGAGACAACCUAUGGCUUCUCAACAGGCAUUUCGGGUUUGGCGUAUAUUGGCAUCGGCCUAGGGAACAUCAUUGGCCUACUGACCUUUACCUUUACUAGCGACAAGUACCUCCAGCGAAAGGCCGCCAAGGGCCUACAACUGCAGCCCGAAGACCGGCUGUCAUUGAUGAUCAUCUCUGGGCCUGUCAUUGUGGCGGGAAUGUUCUGGUACGGAUGGAGCGCCCAAGCCGCUGAUCAAUGGAUGGUGCCCAUUGUCGGAUCAGCCUUUGUAGGCGCCGGCAAUAUGUUGUUUUUCAUGCCCAUGAUGGGAUACCUGGUUGAUGCGUACACCAUCUACGCAGCAUCGGCUUUGGCGGCAAACACUGUGCUGCGCUCGAUAGGCGGCGGCCUACUCCCCCUGGCCGGACAGAGCAUGUUCAAUGCCCUGGGAUAUGGAUGGGGGAACUCGCUUCUGGCGUUUAUCGUCCUUGCAUUCACCCCGGUCACCUAUAUCAUUUACCGGUAUGGGCAGUAUAUUCGCACGCGGUGGACGAUCAAGCUGGACUGA